Molecule: messenger RNA, 1843 nt
Organism: Gossypium raimondii (Peruvian cotton)
Lineage: Eukaryota; Viridiplantae; Streptophyta; Magnoliopsida; Malvales; Malvaceae
Product: protein FAF-like, chloroplastic
Exons: 2
Coding region: 165-1622 (485 amino acids)
Source: RefSeq, a predicted model, not a curated record
CUUCUUCCCAUAUUCCAUCAUUACCUUCCCAUAAGGCAUCUUCACUUCAGACACUUCAUCUUCUUCACUCACAGCAAAGCAACCCCCCAGUGGUCUCUUUGCAGACCUCUGCUGGCUGUUGUUGCUUUUCUCUUCAAGGCUAAAUUUACUACUAGUAGUUGGAGAUGUCUGGUCCCCUUAGCAAGAGCCUCAUAGUAUGUUCAGCUUUGAACAUCACUGAAGAGGGCAUGGUUACCAACAAGCAAGGCAUAGGGUCGAUCCUUGGAUCCGACGCUGAAACACCAGCAGCAGCUUCACUUAGAAGAACUUUGUCAGCCGACAUGUCCUCCAAGAAAUGGCUGAAUCAACAUGGAUUGUCUCCCCUCAAAAAGAUAGCAUCAUCCCAGGAAUUCCCACCUCCUUCCAUCAUCGACUCAUCAUCGGAAGAAGCAGAAGAGGAUUGCGAAGCACCAGGUCAAACCGAUAUCUGGACCUUAAUUCAACAAGAAAAGAACAAGAAGAAGCAACUUGAGAAGCCUGCCCAAUUCGAUAUAUGGAGCUCAAUCAUAUCACAAAAGGCUGAGGAGGAGUCUUCUAAGUCAGUUCCAGUUCCGUAUGUUCACCCUCUUGUCAAAAGAUCCGCCAGCUCUUUAAGCGAGAAAAGCCUUGAAAUCUGCACUGAGAGCCUUGGUUCCGAAACUGGCUCCGAGGGCUUCUCUUCGUACACUCCAUCAGAAACGAGUGACAUGCAAGAAGAGGAUCCUAAAGAGGAAGAUCAACAACUCCAACACCAAGAGCAAGAAAGGGUAGAGGAGCUCAGAAUUGUGAAACAUUAUAACUAUGAUGCUGGCAAGAAAUCAGCACAUCACCACCGAUCAUUUCCUCCCCCAAUUCCUUCACUUUCUCGCAAAGAUGGAGCAUCUCUUCGCAUGAAGACUCUUCGAGAUAACGGUAGAUUGGUUCUUGAAGCUGUUUCCGUGCCUUCACACGACAACUUCGUUGCUCAACGCCAAGAUGGUCGCCUUGUCCUCACUUUUUCAAAUACCGCUCCUGAUGUUGAAGAAGAAAAUGAACAAGGAGAGUUUGAAGGCAUCGGAGAUGAAGAGAAAACUAACACUGAUGAGGGAGUUGAAGAAGAAGGUUGUUGUGAGAUGAAGCAGGCUCCUAAACUGUCGAUUGGAGCAAUGAAUGUGCAUAGGUUAGCUGUUAUGAUGAACAAGCCCAAUUGGUUAGCAAAUAGGAAUCCAACAUGGCCUAAAAAUUUUGAUGACAUAGUUAAAUUUGGAGAGGAAAAGGAGGCCGAUAAAGUUGACCCAACCACCAUCUCACCAUUACCACAAACACCACCACUAGGACAGUCACUGCCACCGCGGCCACCACGGACGGCCGGUAGACUGAUAGCAUCACCGGCGGCGGCUGCUGCAUCAUUCAAUGCUUAUGAGUACUACUGGAGGAGGCCCAAUCAACCAAUGUCGAAGGCAGCAAUCCUUUCCAAGAACCUAAUGGCUUAUAAUAAUGAUCAACAAGAAUUGCUAGUGUUGAUAAGGAACAAAGGUGAUUACUUUGUACCCUUGCUAAAAGGAUGCAAAGAACCCAGGAGAUCGCUUCUCUUUUGGGAGCCUUAUUGCAUUGCCACUUCUUGAUGACCGAAAUAACCCCAAAACACAUAAAAAUCUAUGUCAAAUUUGUGCCUAUAAUAAUUGUUUUACUUGUUUAAACCCUAUCUCCUUUUUUUAUAUAUUUUUUUGUUCUCUCCUAGCUAGGUUUUCCACUUCCACUCUUUGGUGACUUGUGUAUUCAAUAUUCUAGUAAUAAAAAAAAAUAUCAAGAAAAAGGAGAGAAUUCUUUUGGAAGUUUUAACAAA